Tremella mesenterica DSM 1558 is the source of this 1038-nucleotide messenger RNA. RefSeq lists its product as uncharacterized. Gene Ontology annotation, biological process: intracellular zinc ion homeostasis; zinc ion transmembrane transport. Gene Ontology annotation, molecular function: zinc ion transmembrane transporter activity. The record is from RefSeq and is a predicted model, not a curated record. The coding region runs from base 1 to 1038 and encodes 345 amino acids. The transcript has 6 exons. Gene Ontology annotation, cellular component: membrane. Lineage: Eukaryota; Fungi; Basidiomycota; Tremellomycetes; Tremellales; Tremellaceae.
AUGAAACAAAUUUUCUCUUUAUUAUUUCCGUUCAAAUCACCAGCUUGGAAUUCUCUCUUAGGGACAUUUUACAUUUCUUCAAUACCAAAUUUUAUCCUUUUGGCCGUACCGGGUACCCUCGAACCAAGCAGUUUGAACACUAUGAUCGCUUUUGCUACUGGGGGUUUAUUAGGUGAUGUCUUCUUACAUCUUGUCCCGCACGCUUUCUUUGGUGAAGGACAUGAUACGGAGAGAGCUGUGGUGGUGGAAGAGAAACGGAAUAUACUUAUAGGAGGAGCAGUGUUCUUAGGAUUCGCAGCUUUCUUCGUCCUUGACAAGACUAUGAGAGUGCUAAACUCUUCACAUUCCCACUCCCACUCACAUUCCCACUCCCAUUCUCAUUCUACGUCACCAAAUCAUUCCCAUUCUCCAACCACUGCGAUAUCUUCCGCUCUUGACGACACUUCUGGUGAACUUCGAUCAAGAAAGUCUCCCUCAGAGACGACCACCCAGUCCUCUGAGCCUCAAGAGAAACAAUCCGUAGCCAACCCUUCGCUUAGGCUCUCCGCAUACCUCAAUCUCUUCGGAGAUUUCACCCAUAAUAUCACAGACGGAUUAGCCAUGGCAGCGAGCUUUUACACUUCACCUGCUCUUGGUGCAGUAACUACUAUCGCUACUUUUGCUCAUGAGAUUCCUCACGAGAUCGCGGAUUAUUCCAUCCUGAUCAAAUCUGGAUUCUCAAAACGUCAAGCUUUAGGUUCGCAAUUCUUCACAGCUGUCGGAGCGUUCGUCGGUACUUUUCUUGGUAUAUGGAUAGCAGAGACGAGUGGAACAGGAAAAGAUGUGGUUGUGAAAGUCGGCGAAGGGAUAUUAGGCACAAGUUUGCACGGAGGGGAAUUGGUCAUUCCCAUGACGGCUGGGGGUUUCCUCUACAUCGCGUCGGUCAGCGUGAUACCUGAGCUUUUGGCAGAGUCGAAAAGUGGGAUCCAAGCUUUGGAAGAAUACGCCGCCAUGGCAUUUGGAGUGUUUUGCAUGGCUGUGAUAGCAUGGAACGAAUGA